Pseudocercospora fijiensis CIRAD86 is the source of this 3380-nucleotide messenger RNA. RefSeq lists its product as uncharacterized. The transcript has 5 exons. Lineage: Eukaryota; Fungi; Ascomycota; Dothideomycetes; Mycosphaerellales; Mycosphaerellaceae. The record is from RefSeq and is a predicted model, not a curated record. Bases 9 to 2627 code for a protein of 872 amino acids. Gene Ontology annotation, biological process: phosphatidic acid biosynthetic process; cell motility; intracellular signal transduction. Gene Ontology annotation, molecular function: D-type glycerophospholipase activity.
CCGCAAGCAUGGUUGGUAAGACCUCCGAUGUUGGCAGCGCGGAAGAGCAGAAGAAGCAUCUGGAUGGCGAGGAUCAUGAGAAGGGAGGCACUUUUGCAAAGCUGCGUGAAAAGCUGAAAGAUACAAAGCUUCACGAUGCCAAGGUCUCUGCCAUCCAUCUGAAGCAUCGCCUGGGAAAGUUUCAGAAUCUGGUCAACACAAAUCACCGGCACGAUGAGGAACACGAACAGAGGACUGAUGCCAAGCGAACAAAGAUUGCCGAGCGCCAUCGCUUUCAAAGCUUUGCGCCUGAGCGAGAUGGCAAUCUGAUCAAGUGGUACAUUGACGGACGCGACUACUUCCAUGCCGUAUCGGUGGCACUGGAGCGAGCCAAGGAAACCAUCUACAUCGAAGACUGGUGGCUGAGCCCGGAACUCUUCUUGAGAAGACCACCCUACCACAACCAGCAAUGGCGAUUGGACAACGUGCUCAAGCGUGCUGCAGAGAGAGGCGUCAAAAUCUAUGUCAUCGUCUACCGAGAGGUUCAACACGCGUUGACAUGCAAUUCCGAGCAUACCAAGAAGGCUCUGAUGGCGCUAUGCCCCGAAGGAACUCCGGGACAUGGCAAUAUCAGACUCAUGCGACAUCCCGACCACAACGUCCUGGAGAAUGCUUCUGAUAUGACGUUCUAUUGGGCUCAUCAUGAAAAGUUCAUCGUAAUCGACUACGAUCUUGCAUUCAUUGGAGGUCUGGAUCUUUGCUUCGGUCGAUGGGACAACCGCCAGCAUGUGCUUGCCGACGCACAUCCAGCUGGUGUGCAGAAUGAGAUGUUCCCGGGUCAAGACUUCAACAACAAUCGCAUCAUGGACUUCCAGAGUGUGCAAGAUUGGAAGAGCAAUGAGGUCUCGAAAGCGGAUUAUGGUAGGAUGCCAUGGCAUGAUGUGGCUAUGGGCGUCAUUGGACCUUGCAUUUACGAUAUCGCCGAGCAUUUUGUCCUGCGAUGGAAUUUUUGCAAGCGUGACAAGUACAAGCGCGAUGAAAGAUACGACUGGCUUACUCUGACAGGACGCACCGGCGAAGACGAGGACCUCAUCGGUGUGCAGAGACCUAAGCAUCCGGUCGGAGACUACGGUUACGGACCUUCCGAUAAGGUCGAUCAUGGUAUAGUCACCUCACAAGGCACGGUUCAUGCUCAAUUGGUACGAUCAUCUGCCGAUUGGUCAUCUGGUAUUCUCGCCGAGCAAAGCAUUCAAAACGCAUACUGCCAGGUCAUUAGGGAAGCAAAACACUAUGUUUACAUCGAGAACCAAUUCUUCAUCACUGCGACUGGUCCAAACCAGGCGCCGAUUCACAACCAAAUUGGUGGAGCCAUUGCGGAUGCCAUCAUCUCAGCGGCCAAGGAGAACCGAAAGUUCCGGGUCAUCAUCGUGAUUCCUGCUAUUCCCGGUUUCGCUGGUGAUCUACGAGACAACGCCGCAGCUGGUACCCGGGCCAUCAUGGACUACCAGUACAAGUCAAUCUGUCGUGGAGACGAAAGUAUCUUCGGCAAGGUAAAGGCUGCAGGCGUCGACCCAACUCAGUACAUGUACUGCUUCAACCUGCGCUCUUAUGACCGUCUCAACAAGACACCUAAGCUCAAAGAACAGGAGCAGAAGAGCGGUGUCACAUAUCAGGAGGUUCAGCGCGCUCAGGCCGAGGAGAUCAUGCCUGAGGGCGUCCAUGCAAGUGAAAGUGGUUUUAAGGCCCUGUUCAACAAAGGAAGACGAACGUCUUUGGACCUUGACGAGAAAGACAAAAUUCAUCCAGAAGAUGAAAAUGACGACGCUACUGUACUCGCAGACAAGAAGCGAAGAUUUGAGGAACACCAGCACCAAAACAUGGACGAUCAUGUCCAGAGUCAGGACAGUAUCGCUCAUGAUGCUUUGCUGGGCCAGAAGAAGCCGAGCGAGGAGCAGUAUGCCGGUCGUAAGGAAGAUGAGCUGGAGAACUUUGUGCAAGAAGAGCUUUACAUCCACAGCAAGCUCCUCAUUGCAGACGACCGAAUCGCCAUCUGCGGCUCAUCCAACAUCAACGACCGAAGUCAAAUCGGCUUCCACGAUUCCGAGCUCAGUAUCGUCAUGGAAGACACGCUACCCCUUCCAUCCCGCAUGAACGGCGAAGAAUUCACAGCCGGCCACCACGCCGCCACUCUCCGCCGCAUGCUCUGGCGCGAACAUCUCGGCCUCCUACCACCCCACCCCCUCGACGCCGAAAACGACAUCAACGCCCAACCCCCCGGCGACGCCGACAACGACUGGUACCACAACGACGAAUGGGACGAAUUCAUCCAAGACCCGCUCUCGGACUCGCUCUGGGAAAUGUGGACGCAGAACGCCACCAUCAACACGAAAGUCUUUCGCCACAUUUUCCACGCCGACCCGGACGAUAACGUCAAGACUUUUGAGGAGUAUGAUAAGUUUCUGGGAUCCAAGGGGUCGAGGAAAGCUGGACAUGUGUUUGAUGAAUUUCAACCGGUGGAGGUGGUGAGGCAGGAACUGGAUAAGAUUCGGGGGCAUUUGGUUUGGAUGCCUCUCAGGUUUUUGGAGGGGGCGGAACUUGCUGAGAGGGGGUUGCAGGUUAAUUCUAUUACGGAGAGUGUGUAUACUUAAAAAAAAAAAGAACUCAUGCGUACAAUGCUCGCUGAAAUGCAACAUCCAUAAUACACAUCACAGAGAGACCUCUUACUACUACUACUACUGCUCCCUCCAUCCCUCGACAAGUACGACUGGUCCUUUAUACACAUGUCGCGCCCUGAGAACCCAAUCAAUCGCCGCGAUUAUCGCCACAACAAUGAACAUCAACACACUCCAAUUGAAAUCCACCAAACUGGGCUGAUACACAUUCGGCCAGAAACACCAAAAGAAGCAAAAAGUACUAUACGCCAAACCCCCAGAAUUAAUCGCAACACCCCAUUUCCCCAAACUCCAUCUCGCUUUGGGGAGAAGUUCCGGUUGGUAGAUGCGUCGAUAUAGAACGCAAGCGAUGGAGAUCUGAUAUGUGAUCAUCAGGGAGACGAGGUUUAGGGAUAUGAUGGCGUUGAAAGCCACGUCGGAGCCGAAGUUGAUGAAGGAGAGGACGAUGGUAAAGCCGCAGGUGAAGAUGACGGAGUUCGCGGGGACUUCGAGGUUGACGUUGACUUUUGCGAGCCAAUUCGAGAAGGGGAGGCCUUGGUCACGGGCGAAAGACCAGGUUUGGCGGGAUGUGCUGAGGUUGUAGGAGAGGGUUCCGGCGAAGAUUAGGAUUAUGACGAUUGAGGCGAGGGCGUUGACGGCGGGGAGGGAGAAGGCGUUUUUGAAGACGUAGAGGAAUGGGUAGCCGGUUUCGUCGUUGAGAGCGCCUUCGAGAUCUACGACGCUGAAGAG